Messenger RNA from Pelobates fuscus (common spadefoot toad), 1483 nucleotides. RefSeq names its product zona pellucida-like domain-containing protein 1. Lineage: Eukaryota; Metazoa; Chordata; Amphibia; Anura; Pelobatidae. Gene Ontology annotation, cellular component: cell surface. The record is from RefSeq and is a predicted model, not a curated record. The transcript has 11 exons. The coding region runs from base 56 to 1348 and encodes 430 amino acids.
UAAAUGCUCCUGCUUUGUUUUGGCCAAGCAGACAUCUACAAGAUACAUUGUCACCAUGCUGUCUUCUCCGGGUUCUUUGAAUUUUGUUGCAGUUCUGGUUGUCAUUGGUUUAGCUGCACAGCAAUGUGUUGGACAAGCCUUGAAUUGCUCAUCUGAGUACAACAGAUAUCCAAACAAUAGUGACAUCACUGUAAACUGUGGUCCAUCUACGAUUGAACUGGUGAUAAUUGCCUGCCCAGUUCAGUAUGCCAUGUUUAAUCCGGAUCAGCUGGCACUGAAUAGCAAAUACAACUUGAGUAACUGCUUGGCAACUCUGGAUACAACUGUUAACCCUCCAGUAGUGAGAUAUUCAUUCCCAUUAAAUGAUACCACCGCCAACAGCUGUGGAAACAGUAUCCAAAUUACAGACAAUCCUGGAACUGGAAUCUUCAAUGAUUAUUUGGCAGUCCAAACUGUAAUCAUCUCAGGCUCUGUAUCAACACCACCAUCUAAUGAAACUGGACUCAUUAGUUACAGUACUAAUUUGGUGUAUGACUUCUCAUGCAGCUAUCCACUCCAGUAUUUGCUUAAUAACACCGAACUUUUCACGUCUUCCGCAAAUGUAGCGGUAAAUACAAAUAAUGGUAGCUUCAUCAGCAUCUUGAAUAUGCAAGUAUUCACUGAUAGUGGAUUCACAACUCCUCUGCAGGCUAAUGGACCUGCUCUUCAGCUGAAAAAGCCAGUAUAUGUUCAAGUAAAAGCCACCAACCUAACCACAAAUUUCAAUGUGCUUCUGGACCAUUGCUUUGCUACGCCGUCUCCAUUGGUAACAACUCUGAUUAGUGAAAAAUACGAUCUGUUCGUAGGAUGUACUGUUCCGAACAAAACUACUAUCCUUUCAAACGGGGCAGGAAGUGUAGCUCAGUUCAGCUUUGAGGCAUUCCGCUUUGUGCAGACUAGUAAUCAAAAAACAUCCACAAUUUAUCUACAUUGCAUCAUAAGGCUGUGUUCACCUGACGAGUGUGCAGAGUACGCGACUUGUGGAAGCUCAUCAAGACGCAAAAGAGCAGCAGAUACAAGAGUUGCCACUGCUCAAGGAACUACUGACCCAGUCACAGUGUCUGCUGGUCCCAUAUAUACGACUGAUACAGUGGCAGUUUCUCCACUGAGUUCAAGUCAGUCUGGCAGUUUGGAAGGAGCAAAACAGCUUGAGGGUACCCUGACUGGACUAAUUGUUGGAAUAAUCAUCGCUGCUAUAUUGGGAGCCGCUCUCAUGUUUGCCAGUGUGCUACUGUUUAAAAUGUAUCGUCUGAAAGCAUCCAAGGAUCAGAAGAAUGGCGUUGACAACUUUGCAUUCAAUGGAAAAUAGAAUUCCACUGCAAUAAAAAUCAUAAAGUGAUAUAUUUUUACUUAAUCAUUCUUACUGAGUAUUUUAAUCAGAAAAAUACUUACUUGAUCUGCACUUUAAAAAUAAUAUAGUAUUUAAUAUAUAAAAUGGUAAACU